AUGAUCAGCAUGGAAUUACAACCGGCUGUACAUAUGCAGCAUUUAAAUCAUGGUCAUCAACAGCAUCAUGCAGAUUUAAAUGUUUAUCAACAUCAAAUGACAAAUAUCUCAACAUCAAAUGGUGAUGACAAAAAUAAAAUGUAUAUAGAUGACUCCCAUAACAACCAACAAGGUGGCAUGUCUGGAGAAGGCCAUGGUGGAGUGAAUCAACUUGGUGGAGUUUUUGUAAAUGGACGACCAUUGCCCGAUGUUGUGAGACAACGAAUUGUCGAGUUGGCACAUAAUGGUGUACGUCCAUGUGAUAUAUCUCGACAGCUUCGCGUCAGUCACGGCUGUGUUUCAAAAAUUUUAUCAAGAUAUUAUGAAACAGGGAGCUUUAAAGCAGGAGUGAUUGGAGGAAGUAAACCGAAAGUGGCAACACCACCCGUUGUAGACGCAAUCGCCAGUUACAAGAGAGAAAAUCCAACAAUGUUUGCUUGGGAAAUUCGAGACAGGUUACUCGCAGAAGGCAUUUGCUCACAAGAUAAUGUACCAAGUGUUUCGUCCAUUAAUCGAAUUGUAAGAAAUAAAGCUGCGGAAAAGGCUAAACAUGUUCAUCAGCAAUCUCAGAACUCAGGGACACCGCCAGGCCACCUCCCACAAUCACCACAAAUGACAACGACAGAUCCACAAGACAGUAACGGUGCAACUCCAAGCUCAGUAAAUGGUAGUGAAGGAAGAAUAACAAGUGGAUAUAGUAUCAAUGGAAUUCUUGGAAUUCAACAUCCCAAUGAUGUCAAUGUAAAUAGCAUGAAGAGAAAACGCGUCGAAGAUCAUGAUGAGAACCGGGAUAUUAAUAUUCAUAUGGAAGAAGACAUAAAAAGACAGCGAAUUCAAUAUAAUGGAGAGCAAAUAUACCCGAAUCUCUGGUCAUCAAAGUGGUGCAUAAAGGAUGAACCAAAACAACUCGAUUUGAAUAACUCAGUUGUUGUCUCAAUGUCAACGCCACCGCACAACAAUAAUAAUAAUAAUAAUAAUAAUAAUAACAAUAACCAAAAUAAUAGCAAUGCAAACAAUACAUCGAGUAAUAAUAACAAUCCAUCUGCAAACAACGCUUCAUCGUAUUAUGAUACUCAUAAUGUUUUUCCAGCAUCAGUUAAUAACAACAAUCAGGAUACAAUACUCUAUGAUAGCAUCACGACAAUAUCACAAGCUCAAAACACACUCUAUGCACCAUCCAUUGGAACUGCUAUCGGAUCAGGCUCUUUUACAUCAUUGGCACCAUUAAGUAUGCAAGAUAUUAAGCUCAAUGCAGCAACGACACUUAUGGAUCAAUCCAUGUCUCCAUAUCAUGCAGAUAGUACAACUCCUUACAACACGCUUGCAAUAACACAAAUCGAAGAUGGAAUGGCUCAAUCGAGUCAACAAGAUCAGCAACCGGAUUCAUCUUCUGAGCUUCCAAUGUUUACGCUCAUUACACCAGAUGGACAAUCGACAUCACAGGGAAUGCUGAAAAAUGACACUAAUAAUAACAACAAUGACCGUAAUAACAACACUGGAGCUGGAAAAUCAAAGAUUGAUAAAAUGAAUGAGAAUGACGAUGGAAAUAUAAAUCAUAGCAAUAGUAAAAGACAGAUUUUACAACGAUACUCAUUGGACAAUGGAGUUGAUCAUUCUGCUGUUCAUCAUUCACAUCACUUGUUGCUGUUACAGCAACAACAAAUGAAUAAUCAGCAAAUGGGACAUAUGGAUGGAAAAUCAAAUCUCAUUCCUGUUCCAGAAAAUUCUCCUUCAUUGAUUGUCUUACAACCUAGCGCACAAAGUGCCGGUUACUCUUCAUUUUUCAAUCACUAUGCAACAGCAAAUAAUGGCUCCGUUGUGUCUCCUGGUGAUUAUGCGUAUAAUUCAGCACCUUACCAGCAAUAUGGUACAGCGUACAACUAUGGAUAUAAUGUACCAACGACCAGCAGUCUCCUCAAUACAACUUAUUACUUCAAUAAUGAUCAGACUAGUGAUCUGCGAUCUCCAUUGGCGGCAACACGUGCAAAUUCACUCGCAAGUGCAUCAUCACCUACUGGUGCAUGCAUCAAAACAGAAAUCAGUGCAAAAGAUAUUUUUCUUGUGUAG
This is a messenger RNA of Chironomus riparius, 2106 nucleotides long. The record is from the annotation of a GenBank genome assembly. Lineage: Eukaryota; Metazoa; Arthropoda; Insecta; Diptera; Chironomidae.